Mycotypha africana is the source of this 1839-nucleotide messenger RNA. RefSeq names its product glycoside hydrolase superfamily. The record is from RefSeq and is a predicted model, not a curated record. Gene Ontology annotation, molecular function: beta-N-acetylhexosaminidase activity. Gene Ontology annotation, cellular component: membrane. The coding region runs from base 1 to 1839 and encodes 612 amino acids. Gene Ontology annotation, biological process: carbohydrate metabolic process; glycosaminoglycan metabolic process. NCBI's taxonomy places the organism in Eukaryota, Fungi, Mucoromycota, Mucoromycetes, Mucorales, Mycotyphaceae. The transcript is spliced from 6 exons.
AUGAAAAUCUUGUCUCUAACUGCUGCAUUAGCACUAGUUGCUCCUACGCUUGCAACAACUUUCUUAUGGCCUAUUCCUCGUACACUCAAGACAGGAAAAACAGAUAUUUUACUUGAUAGUGAUUUUGAAAUAUAUGGUCCUGACUCAGAUUAUCUUCAAGAUGCUAUUGAUCGUUAUACGCAAAUCAUUACCUCAGAAAGAUGGAUUCCUGUGCAAGCGCCUUUUCCUAACAAUGGCACCCAUCACAAAACCACAUCUACAACUGCAUUGGAGUCCUUAGAAAUUAAGGUGGAUGAUCUGGAUCAGCCUCUUGAGUACGGUGUUGAUGAAUCUUACAAACUCCAUAUUCCUGUCAAUAAAGAAUCUGCUACUCUUGAAGCCAACACUAUUUGGGGUGCUAUUCGUGGCCUUGAAACUUUCUCUCAAUUGAUCCAAGCUCGACCUAAAAAAGAUGAAGAGGGCCGUGAUCUAAUUUAUGAUGACAACGAUGAAGACGAACAAGAAGAUAAUCAUAAUGAGGAUUUUGAUGGUCUUAUUAUUCCUGAUGCUCCUAUAAAGAUUGAAGAUGCUCCUUUAUUCCCUCACCGAGGUUUAAUGUUAGAUACUGCUAGAAACUACUUUCCUAUCUUUCAUUGGCAUUUAACUGAUUCUCAAAGUUUUCCAUUGAAACUCAAAAAUACUCCUGAACUUGCUGAAGAAGGUGCAUAUAGAUUACAUCAAAGAAGAUUGAUUUACUCUCCCAGAGAUGUAAAAAAGGUUGUUGCAUAUGCUUAUAAACGCGGCGUUCGUGUUAUUCCCGAAAUUGAUAUGCCUGCCCACACAGGUUCAUGGGCUCUCUCACACAAAGAGCUUAUUACAUGUCAUGGCAUUCAUUAUAUGGAUCCUUCUAAUGAAUGGGAGAAAAGAUAUGCCGCUGAACCCGGUACUGGUCAACUCAACCCUGUUAGAGAUGAAACUUAUGAACUCGUGAACAAAGUAAUUGAUGAGGUCGCCUCCAUGUUCCCCGAUAGUUGGUAUCACGGCGGCGGUGAUGAACCCGUCUACAACUGCUGGGAAAAAGACGCUUCUGUUCGCGAUUAUAUGCAAAAGAACAAUGUUACUGGACCCGAUCUUCUGAACACGUUCCUUCAGAGAGAAAUCGAUAUGAUCAACAAGCUUAACAAAACCACGGUCAUUUGGGAAGAUCCUGCCACAACCGAUAAGCUGCCUAUCUCCAAAGAUGUCGUAUUGCAAGUUUGGACACACCCUAUACGUACCGCUAUCAAGCAAGGUUAUAAGGUCAUUGCUUCAGAUGCCAAUUUUUGGUAUCUUGACUGUGGACAUAGCGGCUGGGAAACGAACGACGACAGUUAUGACGAACAAAUCAAGCCUGAGACUCCUGAAAAGGUCGUUGAAUUAUUUGAUGAGUUAGGGCUUGAUGCCGAUGGUCAAUUUGUGACUCAAAACUUUGGUGGUGGAGGAGGUGAUUGGUGCAGCCCUUUCAAGUCAUGGCAACGUAUCUAUAGUUAUGACUUGACCUUCAACCUUACUGAUUCGGAAGCCAAGAAUGUGUUGGGAGGUGAGGUUGCUUUAUGGGCUGAACAAACAGAUGAUGCCUCUUUGGAUAUGAGGCUCUGGCCUAGAGCUUCUGCUGCUGGGGAAGUCUUAUGGUCUGGUCGUUAUAGUGAUGAAGACAGGAAGUUGAAGCGUGAUUUAAGCGAUGCUGGCUUCAGAUUGUUUGAUUGGCGAUAUCGUAUGCUGAAGAGAGGCAUUAAAGCCGAAGCAUUACAACCUUUAUGGUGCGCUAGCAACCCUCAUCUUUGUGACAUGUCAUAUCCCGAAGUUUUCAAGACCAUGUAG